This is a messenger RNA of Aaosphaeria arxii CBS 175.79, 670 nucleotides long. RefSeq lists its product as uncharacterized. NCBI's taxonomy places the organism in Eukaryota, Fungi, Ascomycota, Dothideomycetes, Pleosporales. Gene Ontology annotation, cellular component: membrane. The record is from RefSeq and is a predicted model, not a curated record. The transcript has a single exon. Bases 33 to 410 code for a protein of 125 amino acids.
UUGCGUCAUGGUGGUCCUCCCACUGGCGACUAAUGGCACCCAGCGAGGUCAACUUCAUGGUCUUCACGCCCGUGUGGUCGAUCCUCUCCGUGAUCCCGCUCAUCCUGAUCCCGCUCAAGAUGCCACAUCUGGCCACAUCCACGGUGCCCAAGAUUGGACUCAUCGCCCUCGAGGCUCUCACCAUGCUCUACUGGUUUGCGGGCUUCAUCGCGCUCGCCGUCUUCCUCAGCGACCGCAUUUGCUUCGGGACCGUAUGCUCGGUCGCGAAGGCGGGCACCGCUUUGUCCGCGUUCAGCUGGGUGGCCUGGGCGGUUACGCUGGCGAUGAGUGCGCUGCGAGCGUUUAGGACUGGGUUUAAGAAGGGGGAGAGCGGUGGUGAGCCGAAGGUUGAGAUGCAUCAGGGUGUCUGAGCUGAAGGGAUUGAGAAAUCCCUCAGGUUGUGUUGGUGAUGUCGGACAUGGCUUGACGACAUAAUGGUCCUGAUAGGAUCGCGAAUGGCGAAGGGGACCAUUCGUAUGAGCUGAGGGGUUUUCCUUUCCCUGUGCGUAUUUCGGAAGAUGCAGGCCAUCAAAGACGGCGCUAUGGUGUUUGCCUUCGAACAGGCGAAAAUCCUGUUUGACCUCUUUUUUUCUCUUUUCAUAUUGAUCACGCGAUAUCCCGUUUCAUACUU